This is a messenger RNA of Cornus florida, 680 nucleotides long. RefSeq names its product protein CYSTEINE-RICH TRANSMEMBRANE MODULE 13-like. The coding region runs from base 158 to 493 and encodes 111 amino acids. The record is from RefSeq and is a predicted model, not a curated record. Lineage: Eukaryota; Viridiplantae; Streptophyta; Magnoliopsida; Cornales; Cornaceae. The transcript has 4 exons.
UGAGGGUGCGUUUUGUCGGCAAUGCCUUUAUUUAUGCCGCGACACGCAAAGGGUUGGUGGGACUUAACAGUUACGUUCUCUCUCUCUCUCUCAUUAACACAGCACCCAGCAGGAUCGAAGUUCCAUUUCAGACUAGACUAGCCUAGAGAGCAAAGCAAUGAGCUAUCAACAUGUUCAUCACGAGUCUUACCCUCCACCAGGGUAUGCACCACCGCCAGGAGGAGGAGGAUACCCAUCUGCAGUACCUCCACCACCGGGGUAUCCGUCAGAACCGCCGCCACCUCCGCCACGGCCAUAUGAAGGGUACCCUCCCCCUCCUCCACCCGGGUAUCAAGGUUACUUCAACGAUGGGUACCCUUCACCGCCCCAACACACACACCACCAGCAAUACGAGUUCUACCGAGAUGAAACUGGCUGUUCUUCCUUCCUGAGAGGCUGUAUGGCCGCUCUUUGUUGCUGCUGUCUGUUGGAGCAGUGCUGCUGCUGCUUCUAGAUGUGUGCGAUACAUUUGAUCAAGUGUAUGUGGUAUUCUGUAAUUUGCUAUUGGUAUCAGUGUCUGAAUUGUUAAAGUAUCCUUGGAGUCUGGUCUCAUUGUAAUUUAAUGAAAUAUUAAAUUUAAAUAUUUGUAUCCAUAUAUGGUGGAUUUAAUAUGUUUUGGAAUUUAUAAUUUUUCUUACUGA